Molecule: messenger RNA, 1790 nt
Organism: Solanum verrucosum
Lineage: Eukaryota; Viridiplantae; Streptophyta; Magnoliopsida; Solanales; Solanaceae
Product: glucan endo-1,3-beta-glucosidase 7-like
Exons: 4
Coding region: 158-1483 (441 amino acids)
Biological process (GO): carbohydrate metabolic process
Cellular component (GO): plasma membrane
Molecular function (GO): hydrolase activity, hydrolyzing O-glycosyl compounds
Source: RefSeq, a predicted model, not a curated record
ACGAUAGAGGAAUCCAAACACCUUUGAAGCUUCUUUUCUAUACUCUGUUUUUGUACUUUGUACUUCAAAAAGCUAUCUCUAUUUAUACUUCUUCUUCAUCAAUCAUUUUUCUUCCAUUAAAAAAAAACAAGUUUUUCAAAACAAAGCAUCCUCAUCCAUGGCUAAUUUACUUCACAAUUCUUCCUUCUUCCUUCUUCUCUGCCUCUUGCAUUUCGUACUCGUCGCGAAAUCACAGUCAUUUAUCGGUAUAAACUAUGGCCAAGUUGCGGAUAAUCUACCGGCACCGGAGGCAACAGCCAAGUUACUACAAUCAACUUCAAUUCAAAAAGUCCGAUUAUACGGAUCCGACCCGGCAAUUAUCAAAGCUUUAGCAAAUACCGGUAUCGGAAUCAUGAUCGGAGUAGCCAACGGUGAUAUUCCGCCGAUGGCAUCAGACCCGAACUUUGCUAAAGGAUGGCUAAGUUCAAAUGUGCUUCCAUUUUAUCCGGCGAGUGAAAUUAUUGUAAUCAACGUCGGAAAUGAGGUUAUGUCUUCAAAUGACCAGAAUCUGAUGACGAAUUUGUUGCCGGCGAUGCAAAAUUUACAAAAAGCCCUAAAUGAUGUUUCAAUUGGAGGGAAAAUUAAGGUCUCUACGGUUCAUUCUAUGGCGGUUAUGAAGCAAUCGGAUCCUCCGUCUUCUGGAAGUUUCGACCCGAAUAUUGGGGAUUUGUUGAAAGGAUUGUUGGAAUUCAAUAAAGCUACUGGUUCUCCUUUUGCCAUUAAUCCUUAUCCGUUUUUCGCUUAUCAGAGUGAUCCUAGACCUGAUACUUUAGCUUUUUGCUUGUUUCAACCUAAUGCUGGUCGAGUUGAUGCUGGCACCAAGAUUAAGUACACCAACAUGUUCGAUGCUCAGGUGGAUGCAAUAAGAGCAGCGCUUAACGCUAUGGGAUUCAAGGAAGUAGAGAUUGUGAUUGCGGAAACAGGGUGGCCUUAUAAGGGAGACAGCAAUGAAGUUGGUCCAAGUAUUGAGAAUGCAAAGGCUUACAAUGGCAAUUUGAUUGCUCACUUGAGGUCAAUGGUUGGUACCCCUUUGAUGCCUGGCAAAUCAGUAGAUACCUAUCUCUUUGCCAUGUAUGAUGAGGAUCUCAAACCAGGACCAACUUCUGAGAGAUCCUUCGGACUUUUCAAGCCUGAUUUAACCAUGAGUUAUGAUGUUGGACUUUCUAAAGCCAACAACCAGGUUCCAACACCAAAAACUCCGGUGUCUCCCUCACCAAAUGCAUCCCCAAAAGCUCCAGUGACUCUCUCACCAAAUCCAGCACCAAAAGCUCCGGUGACUCCCACGCUGGUUCCAACGCCAAACACCACGGUGACUCCCCUGUCACCAAAGACAGAGAAAAGUGUUAAAGCAGGUGUAUCAGAUUCUCAAUCGCAAGCAAAUAUCAACGUGGGGAUGCUUGUUUUGAGCCAAAUACUGUGGUAUCCCAUGCUGCAUAUGCGAUAAAUCUCUUUACCAAAUUCAGUAAAGAAUCGUUUGAACUGACAGCAUCCCUCUCAUCAACAAAUCCUAGUAAGUUGCUGAUCAGUUUUGUCUUCUGUCGGGGAAUCUUAGUAGCUCAGUUGGUUGUUUACAUGCAAUUUUCACUUUGUUGGUGAGAGUUCGAUUCCCCCCACCUUGUAAUAUCCUCCCUCGUCUGCCCUUCCCGUACCUCAGUUAUCCAAGAGAGAAUUAAGUACUUGAGAGCAGAGGCAAUUUGUAAUAUCAGGUAGGAUAGCUUUUGUGGAAAUGUUUUCCUCUUGUUCUUGUUAUU